This is a messenger RNA of Drosophila navojoa, 2246 nucleotides long. It is a transcript of the gene Gprk1, whose product is annotated as G protein-coupled receptor kinase 1. Gene Ontology annotation, molecular function: ATP binding; G protein-coupled receptor kinase activity; G protein-coupled receptor binding. Gene Ontology annotation, biological process: regulation of signal transduction; protein phosphorylation; G protein-coupled receptor signaling pathway. Lineage: Eukaryota; Metazoa; Arthropoda; Insecta; Diptera; Drosophilidae. The record is from RefSeq and is a predicted model, not a curated record.
CUUCUUUAUUUCUACAUAGCGCUGUACUUAAACUGUAUAAAUCUUCUUUACAGCGUUAGAAGCGUUAUGUACAAAUACCUUGAAAAGGAAAAUCAACUCAACUUUCACAACAUUUUUAAUCAGAUUAUAGGAUACUUGUUGUUUAAGGAUUUCUGUGAGAAUGAUUCUGAAGAGCCAAUUCAACAGUUGAAGUUCUAUGAGCAGAUUAAAAAUUUUGAGAAAACAGAAUGUUUCGACGAGCGAAAAAAGCUGGCCAGAGAAAUUUAUGAUAAUUUUAUAAUGGAAGAAAUGCUGUCACAUACUUAUGAAUACUCCAAAGAUGCCGUUGCAAAUGUCCAAAAGUAUUUAUUAAAAAAUGAAGUUCCUGUGAAUUUAUUUGAACCCUACAUGGAAGAAAUCUUUGGCCAGCUUAAAGGAAAACCAUUCAAAAAAUUUCUGGAAAGUGACAAAUUUACAAGAUUUUGCCAAUGGAAGAACCUGGAGCUAAAUAUACAAUUAUCAAUGAAUGACUUUAGCGUACAUAGAAUAAUUGGUCGUGGUGGCUUUGGCGAGGUCUACGGCUGUCGAAAAGCCGAUACUGGCAAAAUGUACGCAAUGAAAUGUUUAGACAAGAAGCGUAUUAAAAUGAAACAAGGCGAAAUGUUGGCAUUGAACGAGCGCAAUAUGCUACAAGCAGUUAGUACAGGAAUUGAUUGCCCUUUUAUUGUGUGCAUGACAUAUGCAUUUCACACCCCGGAUAAAUUAUGUUUUAUAUUAGAUUUAAUGAAUGGCGGCGACUUGCAUUACCACCUAUCACAGCAUGGAGUAUUCAGCGAAGAUGAAAUGAAAUUCUACGCAGCCGAGGUUAUUUUGGGCUUGGAGCAUAUGCAUAAGCGCUGCAUUGUGUACCGCGAUUUGAAGCCUGCUAAUAUAUUGCUGGAUGAAAAUGGUCACAUUCGAAUAUCGGAUUUAGGUUUAGCAUGCGAUUAUUCCAAAAAGAAGCCCCACGCUUCAGUGGGCACCCACGGAUAUAUGUCACCAGAAGUAUUAUCGAAAGGAACAUCCUACGACUCAUGCGCAGACUGGUUUAGCUUUGGUUGCAUGCUAUACAAGCUGCUAAAGGGACAUUCUCCAUUUCGACAACAUAAAACAAAAGAUAAGCAUGAGAUCGACAGAAUGACAUUAACCAUGAAUGUUGAGCUUCCGGACUCAUUUUCAGCAGAAUUAAGAAAUCUGUUGGAAUUGCUUCUUCAAAGAGAUGUGCCAAAACGUCUCGGCUGCAUGGGAAAUGGCGCUGAUGAAGUUAAAAUGCAUAGUUUCUUUUCUGGCAUUGACUGGCAUCAGGUUUAUAUCCAAAAAUACACCCCACCAUUGGUACCGCCUCGGGGCGAGGUGAAUGCGGCGGAUGCCUUUGAUAUUGGCUCCUUUGAUGAAGAAGAUACAAAAGGUAUUAAGUUAAAUGACAAUGAUCAGGAUCUCUAUAAGCAUUUCUCAUUAACUAUAUCCGAAAGGUGGCAACAGGAAGUAGCUGAGACUGUAUUCGAAACAAUAAACACGGAAACUGAUAAAAUAGAGCAGAAGAAGAAGUCUAAACAAAAACAACAUUUCGAUGCAGAUGAAAAAGAAUCCGAUUGUAUAUUACAUGGUUACAUUAAAAAAUUAGGCGGAUCAUUUGCAUCAUUAUGGCAAACUAAAUAUGCCAAGCUAUAUCCAAAUCGCUUGGAAUUGUAUUCCGAGAGUGGUAAUAACAAGCCAGAACUUAUUUUCUUGGACCAAGUGGAAGAUGUUUCAUCUGACUUUGUUCACUAUAAAAAUGAACAAUGUAUUCAAAUUCGUGUCAAUGACGGUAGCCGAGAUGGCAGAAUUAUUUUGACAAAUUCGGAUGAAAUUGGUUUGAAGGAAUGGGCGUUGUCAUUAAGAUCUGCCCACAAAAUGUCGCAAGAUCUGUUAGGAUCGAUGGCUAAAAAAGCUGGAAAAAUCUAUGGUAGUGAACGGGACGCAAACAAAUCAAUGUACAUUUUGGGCGGGAACUGUUCUACAAAAUCGUCAAAUGGAUCUAAUUAAAUACUAGUUCUAAUGCAAAUUAUUUAAAAGGAAAGAAAAUAAUAAUAUAAAACCAAAACAUAUAAUAGGUUUCCAGCUUUGAAACUCAUAAAACAAAUGCUAACAGAAAUCCUAAUAAAACACAUCUUGUAAAAUCACAUUAUAAUAUUAUGCGUACUGAUGAAUUUGUAGAAACUGUGUAAUAAAUGCAUAGAAAUACUUCA